CCCAGUUGUCAAAUGUAGCAUUCAGCAGGCAGCAGGUUACUUCAUUGUAGUUCUACGAGUGGGGGGCCAUUGUUUUUUUAUCCCGAGAUAAUGCUAUCUGAGAGAACGGCUCUUUGACCUACAGUCCGUUCAUUAAUUGAAAUAUGGUCGUCCAGAAAGCUGUCAAAACGUUGAAUGCAGAUCUUCUCAACGAGAGGAACCGGGGCACCUUCAAUGUCGAAGAGCUCACCAACCUGAUAGACGGUGGGGCCGAGAAGACCAAGGAAAGGAGAGAAUUGGUUGAGUUUUUUGUGAAGGAUCCUCUGCUUCACGAUAAAGUACCUCCAGAAUAUCUGUCAUACGUUGAAAGGUAUGAAGAAGCUAUACGGAAAUCGUGCCUUAUGGUCGGAAAGAUCAAUGAAUGGAUAGACCUCAAGAAGACUGGUAGCUCAGUAGAGCUAUAUCAGGCUAUCCUUGGUGGAAUGUUAGGUUCUGCAAUUUUAAAAGAUGGAAUGCCUUUUGCACUCCAUUAUGUUAUGUUUAUACCCGCUAUUCUGGGCCAAGGAACAUUAGAACAGCAGGCUUACUGGAUCGGGCGAGCUUGGAACUGCCAAAUAAUGGGAACUUAUGCCCAAACAGAGUUAGGACAUGGGACAUUCAUCCGUGGUCUUGAGACGACUGCUCAUUACGAUCCGACUACUGAGGAAUUUAUUUUAAACAGUCCCACGCUUACAUCUUACAAAUGGUGGCCUGGUGGAUUAGGACAGACUUCAAACUAUGCUAUUGUUGUUGCCCAGCUUUAUACAAAGGGUGAAUGCCAUGGAAUUCACCCUUUUGUUGUCCAGCUAAGGGAUGAAGAAUCACAUAUGCCUCUGCCAGGGAUAGACAUCGGCGAGAUUGGGUGCAAAAUGGGAAUGAAUGGUACUAAUCAGGGUUAUCUUGGCUUCAAAAAAUUUCGUAUCCCCAGGGACCAGAUGUUGAUGAAAAACUCUCAAGUUUUAAAGGAUGGAACAUAUGUAAAAUCGCCAAGCGAUAAAUUGACAUAUGGAACGAUGAUAUUUGUCCGAGUAGCUUUAAUUAAAGGGGUUUCAUUGUCUUAUUUAUCUAAAGCUGUGACAAUAGCUACAAGAUACAGUGCAGUUAGAAGACAAUCAGAAUUGAGGCCUGGAGAAGCGGAACCUUUGAUUAUGGAAUACAAAACACAACAGUAUAAAUUAUUCCCCAAUAUUGCAUCUGCCUUCGGAAUGUUGUUUUCAGCAAAUUGGCUGUGGAGUAUGUAUCAUAGUGUGACUUCAGAACUUGAACAAGGAGAUUUGGAACGUCUCCCUGAAAUGCAUGCGAUUGCUUGUUGUCUAAAAGCAGUCUCGACCUCAGAUGCUGCAAGAGGAAUAGAAGAAUGCAGGAAAGCAUGUGGAGGUCAUGGAUAUAUGACUUGUAGCAAUUUACCGUUUUCGUACGGUAUGGCGACUGCUGCAGAAACGUACGAAGGAGAAAACACCGUUCUGUACCUCCAAACUGCCAGGUUUUUAAUGAAGGCUUGGUACCAAGCAAGAACUGGGACGAAACUACCACUAACUACUGCUUAUCUUACCCAAAACGAAAGCUUGACAAAAUUUCCUUGGAGCAAUACUAUGUUAAAUGUUAUAGCUGCAUACCGCCAAGUAGCUUAUGGACUAAUUAAAGAAACAACAGGUAAAGUUGAUAGGAUGAUUGCAACAGGAGUACAGCAAGAAGAUGCCUGGAAUAAUUAUUCUAUCAGCCUUGUUCAAUGCGCACAGGCACAUUGUAGGUUGUUCAUGAUUGAAAAAUUUUUCGCGUCAGUUAAAGAAGCAAACGUAAGCCCUCAUUUGAGAACUGUUCUUAUGCAACUGUGUGAGCUCUAUGGAGUCUACUUUCUCCUUAACAACCUUGGCUUUUUCCUUAUGUAUUCUUCCGUGAGGAUUGGUGACAUCUCCUCUAUACAAGAUUGGCAGGACUCUUUAUUGGCUGUGUUACGCCCAAACGCGGUUUCUAUUGUAGAUAGUUUUGAUAUCUGUGAUGAAAUAUUAUCAUCGCCGUUAGGAGCAUAUGACGGCAAUGUUUAUGAGCGGUUAUUUGAAGAGGCUAAUAAAAGUCCUCUAAAUGCGAAACCGGUCAAUUCUUCUUUUGAGAAAUAUUUGAAACCUUUCUUAAAAUCCAACUUAUAACCAAAUGUUUACACUCGGGCCCAUUAUUUUAAUUUUAUUUUUAAUUUAUUACGUUUUAAAUGUUAUAGACAUUAACAUAUUUUAUAUAGUUCUGUACAUAUGUACCUAGUUUAAAGUGGUGUGUUUUUAAUUGGUUGCAUUUUUGUGAAAACCUUGUAUUUUUAUUAUUUAUCACAUUCCAUCAACAUUUGUCAGAGUAAUUACUCAUAGCUUUUGUAAUUGUGAUCCUUUUAUAAAAAUUUUAAAGAAAAAUGAUAUAUUUUUAUACACAGUGAGUUGUGGCUUCUUCCACUUGAAGCUUAGUUUUAAAAACUUAUCAAAUGUGAUUGAUACAUUUUUUAACUGUUAUGCAAAUAAACAUAUAUUGAAAUUUC
Molecule: messenger RNA, 2539 nt
Organism: Cimex lectularius (bed bug)
Lineage: Eukaryota; Metazoa; Arthropoda; Insecta; Hemiptera; Cimicidae
Gene: ACOX1
Product: probable peroxisomal acyl-coenzyme A oxidase 1
Exons: 13
Coding region: 144-2165 (673 amino acids)
Biological process (GO): fatty acid beta-oxidation using acyl-CoA oxidase; lipid homeostasis
Cellular component (GO): peroxisome
Molecular function (GO): FAD binding; acyl-CoA oxidase activity; fatty acid binding
Source: RefSeq, a predicted model, not a curated record